UUGGUGCUGGCGCCUUUUGUUUUCUCGCCAAUGUCGGGUCUGUCGAUUCUGGGGCCUGUGGUGCUGUCCCCGUCUAUUUUCAGUGUUCUACUGCUUGACGUCUCUGUGCUCGGUCCAUACGUGUUGAGUCCAGCGUUCUUUUUGCCCUUCAUUGUGUCGCCGUAUCUACUCUCACCCUACGUUCUCUCGCCAAUCUUUGGCGCACCGUUCAUCCUCAAUCCGUACGUUCUCUCACCGAACGUCAUCAACCCGUAUGUGUUGAGUCCACUGAUUCUGAGUCCCUAUGUACUCUGCCCGGACGUCUAUUCGCCACAAGCCUUAGGUGGUGCUAUCCUGUCGCCAAGCGCUUGGUCGCCUGCGUUCAUGACCGAAUCGUUGCUGAUGGCUUCGGUGCUUUCGCCAACGUUCAUGUCGUGA
Anisakis simplex (herring worm) is the source of this 417-nucleotide messenger RNA. NCBI's taxonomy places the organism in Eukaryota, Metazoa, Nematoda, Chromadorea, Rhabditida, Anisakidae. The record is from the annotation of a GenBank genome assembly.